Molecule: messenger RNA, 1030 nt
Organism: Contarinia nasturtii (swede midge)
Lineage: Eukaryota; Metazoa; Arthropoda; Insecta; Diptera; Cecidomyiidae
Gene: sni
Product: C-factor
Exons: 4
Coding region: 187-930 (247 amino acids)
Source: RefSeq, a predicted model, not a curated record
AUGGUAUUCGAACAAGAUUUUCUUUAUCGUUUUUAGUGGCGAAUGGAUGGAAGUGCGGACAUAGCUUGUUUGAACGUGUAUUUCGACAAACAAAUCAUUUCGAAUAAAUAAGUGUACUCAUUUGCAUCUGGACUAUCGACUAAUUGAGAUUUUUUCAUCAAAAUUUCGAAACAGAGAGAAAACAUUAUGAAUUCAAUUCUAAUAACUGGCUGUAAUCGCGGGCUGGGACUUGGUUUGGUUAAACAAUUGCUUAAUUCUAAUAAACCAGCAAAACACAUUUUUGCAACAUGCCGCAAUCCUGACAAAGCGCAGGAGCUCAAUGAGUUAAAAGCAAAACAUAAUAAUCUGCAUAUUUUUCCGUUGGAUGUUUCAAACUAUGAUAGUUUUGAUAAUUUGGUGCAGCAAAUCGAUGAAAUUGUCAAGGAUGACGGGCUUAAUGUGCUGCUAAACAAUGCUGGUGUCGCUCCAAGAUCGACACGAUUGAAUUUCGCCAAAGAUACUGAUCUUCGGGAAACUUUUGAAAUAAAUGCCAUCGCACCGGUUAUGCUAACAAAGGCAUUUAUUCCAUUAUUGAAGAAAGCAUCUUCAGCGAAUGAAUCGCAACCGAUGGGCGUACAGCGUGCAACAAUCUUGAAUAUGAGUUCACUUAUGGGUUCCAUUGAAGAUAAUGGACAAGGCGCAGCGUAUGCAUAUCGUAUGUCAAAAGCUGCUCUGAAUAUGGCAACGAAAUCGAUGAGCAUUGAUUUUAAGAACGAUGGCAUUUUGUGCGUUACAAUGCAUCCCGGAUGGGUUCGCACUGAUAUGGGUGGUACAAAUGCACCUAUGCAAAUUGAAGACGCUUGUAAAAAAAUGCUUCAAACAAUUUUAUCUUUGAAUGAAACACACAAUGGAACCUUCGUUCGAUAUGAUGGUGCACUAUUAAAAUGGUGAUUUAAAUUACACAAUUUGAAACCAUUUUUUUGUGAACAUUUUAUCAAAUAAAAAGUAUUUAGAAGAAAAAUUUGAAUUUGAAUCAUUUUUACCAUAGAAG